This is a messenger RNA of Myxocyprinus asiaticus (Chinese sucker), 11629 nucleotides long. RefSeq names its product calcium channel, voltage-dependent, N type, alpha 1B subunit, b (gene cacna1bb). Lineage: Eukaryota; Metazoa; Chordata; Actinopteri; Cypriniformes; Catostomidae. Gene Ontology annotation, biological process: calcium ion import across plasma membrane; chemical synaptic transmission. The record is from RefSeq and is a predicted model, not a curated record. The transcript is spliced from 50 exons. Bases 1 to 7068 code for a protein of 2355 amino acids. Gene Ontology annotation, molecular function: high voltage-gated calcium channel activity. Gene Ontology annotation, cellular component: membrane; voltage-gated calcium channel complex; neuronal cell body.
AUGUCUAGGAUGGCUCGCUUUGGAGACGAUCUGCCUACCCGCUAUGGAGGUCCAGCGGGCGCUGGGAGAGGGGGAGCCCGGGCGGGAGGUCCCCCGGGCGGGCAAAGAAUGUACAAACAGUCGAUGGCGCAGAGAGCCAGGACAAUGGCUUUAUACAAUCCCAAGCAAACCAAACAGAAUUGUUUCACUGUCAACCGGUCCUUGUUCAUCUUCAGCGAGGACAAUGUCGUAAGGAAAUACGCCAAGAGAAUAACCGAAUGGCCUCCAUUUGAGUACCUGAUCCUUACUACCAUCAUUGCCAACUGCAUCGUAUUGGCCCUCGAGCAGCAUCUCCCUGCCAUGGACAAGACCCCCAUGUCUGAACGUCUGGACGACACAGAGCCUUACUUUAUUGGAAUAUUCUGUUUCGAGGCCGGCAUUAAGAUCAUCGCCUUGGGCUUCGUGUUUCACAAAGACUCCUACCUACGCAACGGGUGGAACGUAAUGGACUUUGUGGUCGUUUUGACAGGGAUUUUAACCACAGUAGGUUCACAAUUUGACUUAAGGACGUUGCGAGCUGUUAGAGUGCUGAGACCCCUCAAACUGGUGUCAGGAAUUCCAAGUCUUCAAGUAGUAUUAAAGUCCAUAAUGAAGGCCAUGGUUCCUCUUCUUCAGAUUGGACUUUUGCUCUUCUUUGCCAUUGUCAUGUUUGCCAUCAUUGGUGUAGAGUUCUACAUGGGCAAGUUCCACUUCACCUGCUUUAAGCUGGGAACAGGAGAAAAGGUUGGUGAUUACCCAUGCGGUUCAGAGUCACCCUCGAGACUGUGUCCCAAAGGAACAGAGUGUAAAGAUGACUGGAAAGGACCCAAUUUUGGCAUCACAAACUUCGAUAACAUUCUCUUCGCCAUACUCACCGUCUUCCAGUGCAUCACUAUGGAAGGAUGGACUGAUGUACUAUACCAUGCCAAUGAUGCCUCUGGGAACACCUGGAACUGGCUCUACUUCAUUCCUCUCAUCAUCAUCGGCUCCUUCUUCAUGCUUAACCUUGUCCUGGGUGUCUUAUCAGGGGAGUUUGCCAAAGAAAGAGAGCGAGUGGAGAAGAGGCAGGAGUUCUUGAAGCUCCGUAGACAGCAACAGAUUGAAAGAGAGCUCACCGGCUACCUGGAAUGGAUCUGCAAGGCGGAGGAGGUAUUGCUGGCAGAGGAAGACCAGAAUGCGGAGGAGAAAUCCCCUCUGGAUGGAGCAUGGUACAAGAGGAAACAGAACAACCCAGUCCUGAAAAGAGCAAAGACCAGAAAGGGUAGAAACGACCUCAUCAGUGCUGAAGAGGGAGAGGAACAUUUCACAGACAUCUCCUCUGUUGCACCCCCUGGAUCACCCUUUGCCAGAGCUAGCCUGAAGAGCAGUAAGAACGAUAGCUCCUCGUACUUCCGUCGUAAGGAAAAGAGGGCACGUUUUUUCAUUCGGCGGAUGGUGAAGGCACAGAGUUUCUACUGGAUCGUUCUGUGUUUGGUGGGACUGAACACGCUUUGUGUGGCCAUUGUCCACUACGACCAGCCUGAAUGGCUCACCAAAGCCCUGUACCUAGCAGAGUUUGUGUUCCUGGGUCUGUUUCUGACAGAAAUGACUCUGAAGAUGUAUGGCCUUGGGCCCAGAAACUACUUUCACUCCUCGUUCAACUGUUUUGACUUUGGGGUAAUUGUGGGGAGUAUAUUUGAGGUGGUGUGGGCAGCAAUCCAGCCUGGUGCAUCUUUUGGGAUCAGUGUUCUGAGAGCCCUUCGUCUGCUUCGAAUCUUUAAAGUAACCAAAUAUUGGAACUCUCUGAGGAAUCUUGUAGUUUCUCUGUUGAAUUCCAUGAAGUCCAUCAUAAGCUUGCUCUUCCUCCUCUUCCUUUUCAUCGUGGUGUUCGCCCUGUUGGGCAUGCAGCUCUUCGGGGGCCAGUUUAAUUUUGAAGAUGAAACACCCACAACAAACUUUGACAGCUUCCCUGCAGCCAUAAUGACAGUCUUCCAGAUUUUGACAGGAGAGGAUUGGAAUGCAGUGAUGUAUCAUGGGAUCGAGUCUCAGGGUGGCGUCCGAAGUGGAAUGUUCUCCUCUGUCUACUUCAUUGUUCUUACACUUUUUGGAAACUAUACACUUCUCAAUGUAUUCUUGGCCAUCGCUGUGGAUAACCUUGCCAAUGCACAGGAGUUGACAAAGGAUGAAGAGCAGCAAGAGGAGGCAGCAAAGAAGAGCAUGGCUCUUCAAAAGGCCAUGGAGGUGAAGGAGGUCAGCCCCAUGUCUGCAGCCAACAUCUCCAUAGCAGCUUUUGUAAAGCAAAAUCGAGAUGCAAUCUCUCGCAGGUCUUCAGUCUGCAGCGUUCACUCACCUAAAGAGCAGCAGAGAUCUCUGCAGAAGAUGUCCAUAUGGGAGCAGCGCACCACCCAGCUGCGUAGACACAACCUGCGCAGCAGCAGCGAGGCCCUUUACAACGAACUAGAGCCUGAAGAGCGUCUGCGUGUGUCUUCUGCACUGCAUCUCCGUCCCGACAUGAAGACCCACCACGAUCGCCCGCUGGUAGUGGAGCACCGAGACGACACUACAGACAAUCCCAGACCCCUAGAAGGGAGAAGUGAUGAAGAUGGGGAGACUCCAGAAUGUCAACCGUCCACCGCCCACCCACGGAAACACCAUCGAUGUAGAGGUGAAAACGGAGAUGCAGGGGAGGGGCGACACCACAGACACCACAGCCGAAAUAGAGAGAACCAGGGGGGCCUGGAGCGCUCCUGCAGCCAGGACGGAGGUCAUAGGCACCACCAGCACAUGACUGGAUCUCCAGAGGAGGGUGUGGGGUUGGAGGAGAGAGAACACAGACGCCAUCAUAGUCGCAGCCCCCGAGAGGCUAAUGGAAGUGGCAAUGGCAAGAUUGGUAAUGGAGGCAGGGGCGAGAGUAAGGUACGAGGACACAGAGAAGGGGAGGGAGGGAAUGGAGACAGGAGGAGACAUCGGCCACGUGUUAAAGCCCAAUCCACGCUGGAUGGAGAGGAUUGCUGGGAGAAUGGGGGGAGAGAGGGCCCUAAAGCCUCAGGACACAGGGGCAGACAUACAGAAAUGGGGGAAGACAGUGUAGCCACCAGCCCUCUCCAGUCUCCUACUGAAGAGAAACCAGAAGACACAGAUAAUCUAAAGAACAGCACCAGAGCCGGCCCAACUGGAGUCAACAUCCCUGUCACCAUAACUGCCCCACCAGGAGAAACCACAAUAAUUCCCAUGAACAACUUUGAUGGUGACAGCCAACAACUGAACGAGGAAAAGAAAGAUCUGGAUGAUCUAAAUCUGAAUACACCCAAACAAAUCCUACCAUACAGCUCCAUGUUUGUGUUUGGUCCAGCUAACCCAGUGCGGCAACUGUGCCAUUACGUGGUCAACCUACGUUACUUUGAGAUGUGUAUUCUAACGGUCAUCACCAUGAGCAGCAUUGCGCUUGCUGCUGAAGACCCUGUGCAGGCCAAUGCCCCUCGCAACAACGUACUGAAAUACUUAGACUACGUCUUCACUGGCGUGUUCACAUUUGAGAUGGUUAUAAAGAUGAUCGAUCUUGGGCUGCUCUUGCAUCCUGGGUCUUAUUUCCGGGACCUAUGGAACAUACUGGACUUCAUCGUAGUCAGCGGUGCUCUGGUGGCCUUUGCCUGCUCGAGCUUCAUGGGAUCGCAACAAAGCAUUACAAGAGGGACCAAAGGCAAGGACAUCAAUACCAUCAAAUCCCUCAGGGUCCUUCGAGUCCUGAGGCCCUUGAAGACCAUCAAACGUUUACCCAAACUCAAGGCCGUGUUUGACUGCGUGGUGAACUCGUUGAAGAAUGUCCUCAAUAUCCUCAUUGUUUACAUCCUCUUCAUGUUCAUCUUUGCGGUCAUUGCCGUGCAGCUUUUCAAGGGGAAGUUCUUUCAUUGCACUGAUGAGUCCAAAGCACUGGAGAAAGACUGCAGGGGUCAGUUCCUGGAGUAUGGCAAUGAUGGAGUGGCCAUGACGCAGCCGCGGGAGUGGAAGAAGUAUGAUUUUCAUUAUGACAAUGUCCUGUGGGCCUUCCUGACCCUGUUCACCGUCUCCACAGGAGAGGGCUGGCCAACAGUAUUGAAACACUCUGUGGACGCCACGUAUGAGGACCAGGGUCCCAGCCCAGGUUACCGAAUGGAAACCUCCAUCUUCUACGUGGUCUACUUCAUCGUCUUCCCCUUCUUCUUCGUCAACAUCUUUGUGGCCUUGAUCAUCAUUACUUUCCAGGAGCAGGGAGAUAAAGCGAUGUCAGAGUGCAGCUUGGAAAAGAACGAGCGAGCCUGUAUAGACUUUGCCAUCAACGCCAAGCCUCUGACACGCUACAUGCCAGUGGACAAGCAAUCUUACCAGUACAAAAUGUGGAAGUUUGUGGUGUCCACUCCGUUUGAGUACUCCAUCCUGACCAUGAUCGCCAUCAACACAGUGGUCCUUAUGAUGAAGUUCCACAAAGCCCCUGAACCAUAUGAGGACAUGUUGAAGUGGCUGAACACCAUCUUCACGGCUCUCUUCACUCUGGAGUGCAUCCUCAAGGUCAUCGCCUUCGGUCCUCUGAACUACCUGAAAGAUGCAUGGAACAUUUUUGACUUUGUUACUGUGCUGGGGAGCAUCACAGACAUCCUGGUCACAGAGAUCAAGGACAAGAGGAUUAAUCUGAGUUUCCUGAGACUUUUUCGGGCCGCUCGUCUGAUUAAACUCCUGCGGCAGGGCUACACCAUCCGCAUCCUGCUCUGGACAUUCGUUCAGUCCUUCAAGGCUCUGCCGUAUGUGUGUCUUCUCAUCGCCAUGCUCUUCUUCAUCUACGCCAUUAUUGGGAUGCAGGUGUUUGGUAAUAUCGAGUUGACCGAAGAGUCGGCCAUCAACCAUCACAAUAAUUUCCGCACCUUUUUUCAGGCUCUCAUGCUGUUGUUCAGGAGUGCUACAGGAGAAGGCUGGCACGAUAUCAUGCUGGCAUGUUUGAGUGACAGGCCAUGUGACCAGCUCUCCGGCUCCAGUGGGAAAGAGUGUGGCAGUGAUUUUGCUUACUUCUACUUUGUUUCUUUCAUCUUCCUCUGUUCCUUUCUGAUGCUGAACCUGUUCGUCGCUGUCAUCAUGGAUAACUUUGAGUACUUGACACGUGACGCUUCUAUUCUCGGGCCUCAUCACCUUGAUGAGUUCAUCCGCGUUUGGGCUGAGUACGACCCUGCUGCCUGUGGACGCAUGUCCUACCUCGAUAUGUACGAGAUGCUUCUACAUAUGUCCCCUCCGCUAGGUUUGGGAAAGAAAUGUCCACCACGAAUCGCCUACAAGCGGUUGGUGAGGAUGAACAUGCCCAUAGCUGAAGACAACACGGUUCACUUUACCUCUACUCUAAUGGCUCUCAUUCGGACUGCCCUGGAGAUUAAGUUGGCAUCAGGAGUUCUGGCUCAGCGGCUUUGUGAUGCUGAAUUAAGGAAGGAAAUAAACAAAGUGUGGCCGAACUUAUCUUCAAAAACCGUGGAUCUGCUGGUGACACCUCAUAAACAUAAUGAGUUAACAGUGGGAAAGGUCUAUGCUGCUCUGAUGAUCUUUGACUACUAUAAGCAGAACCGAACCAAGAGGCUCCAACAGCAGCAGGCUGCUGCAGGCACACAGAGUAAAGUAGGAGUUCUCUUCAGACCAAUGCUUCCUCUCUCACAUUUACAUGAUCAGGAGCCAUUAGUGCCAGAAGCCCUGUCCUCCUGUCAAUCAGAUAUCACACCACAACAAGAGCCCCUGCCCACAUCAUUUCACCUAAACAACGGAAAUGCAGUACAAAGCCAGAGCAGUGCCAUGAAAAAGUCUUCUUCGGGAGACACAUCUCAGGAAGUCGCACAAGAAACAAACAGAAAGACAGUCCAACGUAUCCAAUCAGUUGACGUGCCAAACAUAUACAAAUCUCAGGAAUUAGUAGAGAUGACUGACAUGGAGAAUGACUCUGAUAUUGGUGGGUACCCUGUGCUUGAGGGUCACGGCAGAGCUGCCUCUAUGCCCAGACUUAACGCUGGCUUUCAGCGGAGCCACUUGCGCCACACCGCCGGAACGUACCUAGCACCUAUCGCUGACGUGAGCCCCAUGCGGCGUUCUACAUCCUCGUUAACUCCUCAAAGAAGGGUGCAGGAGGUCAGUUUGAACGAUUAUGACUUGGAGCGGCCAGGCCAGACACCCACUCAGGAGAGAGACAGGGAGAGAGCCAAUCAUCAUCAUCACCAUCAUCAUCAUCGCUGUCAGAGACAUAGAGACAAGAAGCACAAAUCACUGGAUCGAGCCAUCAGUGAGGAGCAGCCACCAUCUGCAGUAGAUCCAAACACUGAAUCAUUUCCGAGGGAACGAGAACGAGACCGUGGACGCUCUCAUGAGAGGAAGAACCAUUCAUCUUCAACAGCGGUAAGGAAGCAACGAUACUACUCGUGUGAUCGUUACGGCAGCCAUGAACACGGCUACAGCGUGUCAGCCGGACCCAGCAGAUCAACAUCGCCGGGAGAACCACACAACCCAAACAGGCUUAAACAGGGAAGUAGCACAUCUAAAGGAAGUUCAAUCGUUCAUACCUCAGGCACCAGCACACCCUGCCGUGGGCGUAGACAGCUCCCACAGACACCCCUCACCCCCCGGCCUGCUGUUACCUACAAGACUGCCAACUCUUCCCCGGUCCAGCUCAACACUGCCCAGUCUACCGGGCCCUGCCACACUGGCCUUAGUCGUGGCCUAUCAGAGCACAAUGCCCUAAUCAGCGGCAACGGCCACCACCAAUCCCCUGUGCCUGUCACUCGAAUCGGCUCCGAUCCCAGCUUAGGUCCCCUACAGCAGGACUCGCACUUGUCUGAAGCGGAUGACUUCCAGGAUGCCUUGAGUACGUACGGCACAGGACGCUCACCCAGGACUGCAGCCUCCGUUGUCCACACGUCGUUAGGUGCGGCUCCCACUUCCGUGCUGCUUUCACGCAGCCAGAGUGGAGUGCCCAACGGAUAUCACUACUCCCUUGGAGUAAGUGCGGCCACUGGGGUGAGUGGCAGAGCUUCUGGAAGCUACAAAGAGACUGAAAGAGAUGAGUGGUGUUAGCAUGACAGCAUGCAGGAUUUAAUUUAGCAUGAGUAUCAUCUUUGACUUAAAAUGGUGGCGAACAGUGGAGACCUACAAAAGGAAUUAUAAGGAAAUUCCAUCCACACUUACACAAUUUUAACUCCUUUUUUCGGAAGAAGCAGACUUUCCUGUCACUGUUUACGAAAGUAGCAGCAAGAUGGAAGGCUUUACAAAUUAAUAUGAGUAUUUGAUACAUUUCAACACAGUGUUGAAGGAAAGAAGAGUUUAGCCUCAAGUGACACAUUCCCACCUCUUUUAAUGUCAUUAAUGCUGUUUCCACAAUGGUCAAGUGCACGGAGAUGGUCACAUGAGCUGUACCUGUGAUCAAGACCUCAGACCUCAGAGGAGCACACCUAAAAACACAAGCUAUGAUGAAAACACUGGCCUGCUAACACAUGUAUGAUAAAAGUGACCUGCUCUAGACAUUUAGUUGUUGAGAAUUGAGAGGCUGUUUAGAUACUUUGCACAGGACAUGAUGACUUAAAAGUUAUUUCUAGGAAUUUUAAGUUGUGCUGCUGUUAAAUUCUAAGGGGCCGUUCACUGUGAACACGUUUUUUUUUGUCUGUCUGCACUGUUUAUGAAUAGUUUUUUUCUAUGUUAACACCGUUGACGAUUGCGCCAUCUUUCUUGCAGGAGCGCCACGUUUUUUUAGACGCUGUGUCAGGUUAAAAAGAAAAUCAACUUUUAAAAAUGCAUCUCGAGACACCUGUGUUUUGUUCUAUUUGUUGUUCUGCGUCUAGCUUUUUUUUUUUUUUUGCACAAGAACGCGUUCUGUCUAAACGGCCCCUUGGUCUUUCUCUGGUGUGAGUGGAAUAAAUGGUCUUCUGCCACCAACUAAAAAAAAAAGGCCAAAUUGUACUUACUUUUCUAUCAGACUGCCGUAGAUCGAAUAUCUUUUCACAGUGUUCCAUUUUGUACCUUGUAAAUGAUCUGAGUGUAGCUUGACAUUACGUAAGGUCUAAUCCCUUUCUUACUCUCAAGAGGUAAGAUACCAAGUGCCUAAACUUUGAGAUUUAUUGCCACAUCUGUGUGAUGCAUUAUGAAGCAUUAUAACCUAAGAGAGGCAAUGAACAGAUGCUGUAUGCUGUAGGUAAAUGUCACUGAUACAUGUUUUUUUUAAUGGACUUUAGCAUGUAUUUGAAGAAAGAGAUUUUGGCAUUGCACAAAACAGAGGCUGUAGCGUUAUAAAGAUAGUUUAGGUGGACGUUGAUGAUGUUGAUCUUUUAAAAAUAUUUGCUUGAAAUGAUGCAGGGGAAAAUAGAUAGAACAUAUAGUUUAAAUGCUAAUGAAAUUGAUUUAUGCAGGAUUGAAUAUGUUGAAAGGAUGUUUGAGGGUUGUACUUCAUGGUUGCUGUUGGUGUGUUGUUUCCAGAGAGCAUAUUUUGUGGCCAUGCCUUUCUCUUUCAGUAUUUGGUUGGAGUAAGAGGGUGAGAAGGAUCGACUUCUUGUAAGGAGAAUUCAUAAAGGUGCACUCUGCACUGUGUAUUAUUAUCCACACAAAAUAUAUACAGUGCCACCUCUUUGAAAUAAAGAGUAUGUUGUAUUCUCUCGAUUAGUGUUAUAUUGUAAUAUUUGUUAUUAUAGUUAUUUAAAUCAAGAACAAGGAUUUUGCUCUGCUGAUCUUAUCCAUAGUUUGUUGACUUCCACCUCGUCUUUCCGAGUCAAGGCGUUUAUUAGAUAGGGUGGGAUCUCUUCACUCUAGGGUGAGUCUGCAAUUUACCCUUCCCUAAGCCCCGCCAUAAAAACAUUACUUAUGCAUCUAACCUUAGCAACUGCUGUCAUUUGCUGUAAUAUCAGACAAGCUUUUGCUCUAUUCUAAUGCAAGUUUUGGGAAGUCCUGUUAAUAUGGAUUGUUUUAAACUGUAUUUUACUGAAGUUAUCCCCUCAAAAAUAUGGUAAAACAUUGUUCUUGUGAACAAUGAAACCCAGAGAGGAUAAAUAAAUAAUUUCCCCCUCCUUUUUCCAAAUCUUAAAAUAGAGGUGCAUGCUGUGGACUACCUGUAAACUGUCAUCAUUCACAAAGGAACAUGUGUAAAAUCAGCAAAGACUGAUAGGUAAAUUAAUGUCACUAAUUUAAUAUUAAUUAAUUUAUGUAUUGAUUCAGGUCACAGAAGUGGUGAUAGUUACUAAAGAGCUCAUAACACCAUUGUGAGACAUUAGGAACAGUUCUCUUCACUUACACUGAUGUUAUCUAUUGUGUCUGUUUAUUUGACUGUGAUAAAUGUUUGCUUCGAUUCUGAUUUGCAGUCUUGGGUGUUUCUAAACACGUUACUAUGUAAUUUAAUAAUUUUGAGAAAUAGCAGAUAAAAAUGCUUUGCAAUGAUGAUACUUGAUUCCAGCCAACUUAAGAAUAUCGUCCAUUUGAUUUUUUACACAUUUUACUGAAAAUCAUGCUGUUUAUCGAAAUCCCAAUUCAGUUUUAACCCCCUGAUACCCGAGUGUGGCUGCUGUGUGGAUUUUCCAUUUCCCUUUUUGAUUUGUAACUAGUAGCACCUAAUAAACGUGCAAAAAACAAACAAACAAACAAAACAAAAAAAUUCUAGCGCAAAUAGUUUUAAUAAAAAUCGAUGUCCACAUAUGUGGACAGCAGGACUAAGUUGUGAAAUUUUAAAUAAUACCAAGCUAUAGAAAGUCUGAUUUGUUUUUUGUUUUUUUAAUCAUAUAGUUUAUUAUCUUUCCAGGAGUGUUGGUUAAUUAUGUUUUUGAGAUGUUACAGACUUCACAUCAGAAAUUAGCAAAACUAGUUCUGAUUUAAAGUAAUGGCCAGCAUCAUCCAAUCACUGCCAAUCAUCCUAAAAUAAAAUUAUACAGUACAUUAUAAAUUCUGAAUCUUUGUACUGAUUACCAUUGUCCCAUGUCUGCCAAAAAUGUUGAGUGGUCCAAACAUCAUCUGCUGCCUGAAACUGAACUUUUGGUUGGAUUUUAGGAGUGAAUGCACUUAGCUGCAUAGGAAAGCUAUAGGAUGCUCCCUUGAUCCCUAUGUAGUGAAUAACUUGCAGUCUGUCUGCACUGGUCUCAGAACAGUUCGAAAUGCACCUUAUUUUCAUCCUAACUCCAUAUGAAGCCCCCAUCUCAAUGUGAAAAUACAUAGUAAAAAUAGGAUUUCUAAUGGAAAAACUUGCCCUAUUGUUCACUCUAGUGGUCAUUGUGUUGAACAGCAUUCCGUUUCGCAAUAAAUUGCUCAAAUUUUAAAAAUGGCAUAUCAGAAGAAAUUAGAGACUCUAAUCUUUUGACUCAAACAAGUUUCAAUGUAAAAACUUGAGGUUUCUUACCAGAUAUAGUUUUGUUGGCAUUUCUCCCGAAGACAAACUCCGCUGUGGUCAGCGCCAAAUUGUUUUGUCACAUGACUCUGUACGUCGAAUAUUUAACCCUUUACUGACAGUCGAGAGUCUCCUGAACUGAAAUCAGUUGGGUAAAUUAAUUUAAAUUAUGUGUUGUGUAUAGCGAAGCUUAAACACAAUGUCUGUGCAGAAGGACGCAGGGUGGCACGAGGCUAUGGGCCAUUCUGUAAAGCUUGUCUAAGCAAGCAGCAGUAACCGAGGUGGGCGGGGCUUAGUGAAGGUAGAGUUAUGUGUACUGUAAAUGCAGGGAAAUGUUGACUGUUGACAUACAGUAGGGUUAUGCAACAAAAUGACACUUUAGGACUGCUCCUCAUCCUGUAGGUAAAGACCUGCACUCUACAGACUCCAGCUUUAGCACCAGUGGGACCAAUUCUUUGCUUCACAGAGAUCUUAAUAUACAGAAUGUGUUGCUCACUAACAAAAUACAGCAGGGUCAAAUUACCCAACAUAAGUUUUUGCCGAUAACGCUAUUGAUCUGCCCUUAAAAGUAAACAAUAUGUAGUGGUAUUCCUUUUGGUUGCACUAGGAGGUGAACUGAUGUUGUUACUUAAAGUGUACGCAACCUGUCGCAAAAAAAGGAGGGAUACUAUAAAGAUAUUUGAUUUUUUUUUUUUUUAAGUAUGUGAUGUCACAGUGAACUGCCUUUUGCCACCUUUUUCUUAUUUUGGGAUGGAUGGAGUGUUGUGGACCCAACAGUUCUUUGACUGUCCCAGAAUUUAGACAUCAUCUUUCCUCUUGAAAACAUUUUCUGCCACGUGCCAAAUUUCUUACAGCACUAGUUUGUGUCCUCGUGCUGUUUUUGUUCAUCCGCCCUGUGGCUAUAUCCUUGGAUGAUGUCAUGUUUGCAUGUUAUGAUGACAUAUGUGCAUGUAGGAAAUUGUAUACCUUCAUCCAUGUUUUUCUAUGAGGAGUUAAUUGGUUGUUGAGUUUUUUUUUAAAAACAAUCUUUGAUACACUUACCCCCAGAUUUCUGGGAGAAAAUUAGAAGACCCUACUCUUCUCAAUUUGUUGUAAAAGAAUUGUUAACCACAAUGGAGCAAUGCAACGAGGCCACAGAUGAAUGUGAGUGCCUCACUGUUUUGACUUAAUGAUCGGUCUAUGAUGCCAUAUUUCUCUCAUUCUUAUCAUAAUUUCUACCAUUUACAUUUUGUAUGGAAACAAACAUCACUGAACUGAAAGAUAUAUGGAAAUAAAACUUGG